Helianthus annuus (common sunflower) is the source of this 1854-nucleotide messenger RNA. Its product is annotated as protein FAR1-RELATED SEQUENCE 5-like. Gene Ontology annotation, molecular function: zinc ion binding. Lineage: Eukaryota; Viridiplantae; Streptophyta; Magnoliopsida; Asterales; Asteraceae. The transcript is spliced from 4 exons. The record is from RefSeq and is a predicted model, not a curated record. The coding region runs from base 1 to 1854 and encodes 617 amino acids. Gene Ontology annotation, biological process: regulation of DNA-templated transcription.
AUGAUAUGGGAGCUUGGUACAUUGAAUCUUGGGCCAGUGAAAGCCUUUAAUAUAAUGAGAAAAAGAUACGGAGGGUUUGAAAAUGUAGGCGCAACUAAAGACGAUUGCAAGAAUUUUAGAGCUAGGAUACAUAGCUACAUCGGACAGUAUGAUGCAGAUAUGGUUAUCAAUAGGUUGACCGAUAAAAAGCAGUUUAUGGUUGAUUAUUCAUUCUUUCAUUCGGUCGAUGAAAACAAACGAUUAACCGACCUGUAUAAAAUGGUUUUUGUACCUUUUACUGGUAUUGAUAAUCAUUGUCGAAAUGUGACACUUGGAGCCGGGUUUUUAGCAUCCGAAAGCAUUGAAUCAUACAAGUGGCUUUUACAGUCAUUUUUGAACUCAUUUGGUAAGCAGCCGAAUGUGGUUGUCACUGAUCAGGAUCCCGCGAUGAAACAAGCCAUCGAAGCAGUGUUCGAUAAGAGUAGGCACAGAUUAUGUAUGUGGCACAUAAUGAAGAAACUUGCUGAUAAGGUCGGACAUCAGCUGUGCAAUAACGAAGACUUUAAGAGACGUAUGUGUGACAUUGUAUGGACAGAUUCGAUUACGCCAGAAACGUUUGAGAGAGACUGGAAGCUGAUAAUGAUUGAUUUCGGUCUAACUGAGAAUAAGUGGAUUGAUGAUAUGUUUGGCAUGAGAUCUUCGUGGAUCCCAGCGUUCUAUCGUCAUGAGCCUAUGUCUGGGCUUAUGCGGACCACUUCUAGAUCAGAGAGCGAAAACCAUUUUUUCUGUCAAGUGGCGAAUUCUCAACUUACCCUUGUUGAGUUCUUUAACCAUUUUGAUGGUGCAAUGGACAUUCAAAGAUUCAACCAUCGGAAGAAUGACCAUAUAUCUAGAAAUACAGUCCCCGAUAACUUUUCUGAAUCUACUCUAGAGGAUGAUGCCAUGAAAAUUUACACCAGGUCAAUUUUUGCUGAUCAACAGACAGAGUUACAAGGAACACUGUCCGAGUGCCUUCCGAUGGAGACUAAAAUUGAGGAACCUUUUUUGAAGAUAAGUAUGAAGGAUUGGAAAGCUCACGGCGACGGUUUAUUAGAGGUAUGUUUCAAGAAGGGGGAGGAUGUAAUUGCAUUAUGCACUUGUCGCAGGUUUGAACAAUAUGGAUUGUUGUGCAAGCAUAUAUAUUUCGUGUUCAAGAUGUUCAAAGUGAAGGAAAUUCCCAACAAGUAUGUAAUGAGAAGAUGGACUAAAGAUGUGGUACCGAAUGAUCUUAAUAAUACAUUUGAUAUUACUGUUGACGGUGAUGAUGCGCAUAAAAAGGCCAAAGAGGUUGCGUAUGAGAUUAUGCAGACUGGAGAGUAUCUUAUUGGUAACCUGAUCAAAGAUUUCGAUCAUCUACUUAUAGUCAAGGAUCGGAUGAGAGAGAUGAAAGAAAUGGUUGAUGAACUUCGCAUAACCAAGCCCAUCGACCCUAAGUUUGAUAGAUAUUCAAGGUUAAUUGGUUACGAGAAACCAAACACUGACGAUCCACCUACAGUCCGUGUGCCAACUGGUAUUAGAAACAAAGGACGCGGUUCACAUAAGCGCAUUAAAUCAAAAAAAGAGAAAAUUAUUAGUCUAAAAGGCAAGAGAGGUCAGACAUGCAGUCACUGCAAUAUCAAAGGUCAUGACAUUCGAACUUGCAAGGUGUUAAAGGGUGAAGCUACUGCUGCUGAUAAGGUUGCCAAUAAGGAGGGGAGGAAAAGAAGAGCAAUUCAGUUAGAGAAGGAUCCUAAUUUAGUUGAUGAAGAGGAAGAGGAGGUUGAAACUGGUGACGAAGAGGAGUUUGAGGAGUCCGACGAAGCAGAAGAUAGUGAUUUUGAAUGCGAAGACGAGUAG